CAUGACACAUUUUCGAGGGUCAGACUGCCUCCGUGGCUUUGCUAAGGUGUGUGGCGCAAAGUGUCCCAAGUCACUGACAUCUACAAGACUGCGAAAGCAUGCCGCAACGCUUUCAACAGUGCUGAAUAUGACUGACACCGAGAUGGACCAGCUGGCAAACUUCCUUGGACACGACAUAAGAAUCCAUCGUGAGUUCUAUCGACUCCCUGAGAAGACCUUGCAACUUGCCAAGAUCAGCAAAGUUCUAAUGGCACUUGAACAAGGAAGAUUAGCUGAGUUCCAUGGCAAGAACUUGGAUGAAAUUGGGAUAGAUCCUGAUGAAAAAGUUCUUAACUCUGAUGAGGAAGACGAGAGCAUAACAGAGGGACUCUGUUCAUCUACUGUUGACGAACCAUCUUCAGAGGUGGCACUUCCUCCUACCGAGAGGAGUGACAUGCCGCCACCACCCAAGAGACGCAGACUACCAGCAGAUGAAGAGAUGCCUACAGAAGCCAGUGCUGUGAGGCCUUCUUCCAAAGGUAAAAGUACCCAGAAGACACCCUGGCAGCAGACAGAGGUGCAGGCGGUGGAAAGGCACAUGCAGCGAUUCAUCACAUCGCUCACUGUACCAGCAAAGAGCGACUGUGAAAAGUGCUUGAAAGCUGAACCAGGAGCACUGAAGAACCGUGAUUGGAAGAAUGUAAAAUUUUACAUUUAUAAUCGUAUUACAGCUUACAAAAAGAAAUUCCAGUGCAAAUAAUAAUAAUGUGAACAUCAUGGCAGGUUUUGUUCAAAGAUUUUAAAGGGUUAAAGAUGUUUUAAGGUUUACUAUCCCUUUAAAACUACAGAAACACUUGUAGGCUAUAGAAUACUUUUGUUUGCCAUAUGUUUUAUGAUGACUGUGAUGGCCACCAGUCGGAAAACAUUGAUCAAACAACAUUUCAAAUAGAGUGUCAUGUUUGCAGUACAGUAUGUUUAUGAUGACCGUGAUGACCACCAGUCGGAAAGCAUUGGUUGGACAAAGUUAAUUUAAAGUCGUAGUUUGUUUAAAUUCACAUGUAUGUGAAAGGAAGCAUGUGUGAAAGUUAUUUUAUUUUAUAUACUUUUAAUAUCAGGACCUUGUUUUUAGGUAUGACUUCAUUUUGAGUUUUGUGAAGCUGAGUUCAAUAAAAGUUGAAUUCCGCAA
Molecule: messenger RNA, 1165 nt
Organism: Pimephales promelas (fathead minnow)
Lineage: Eukaryota; Metazoa; Chordata; Actinopteri; Cypriniformes; Leuciscidae
Source: RefSeq, a predicted model, not a curated record